AGAAGCAAAUUUUUUUUUACAGUCAGUAGGUUAUAUUUCUUAAUCACUGUGGAGACACUGAUGGGUGGACGAAUACAUUUUUAUCAACUUGGACUCCUUAGUUUCUGGAUUAGCAGGCACAUAAAACAUAGUUUGUUGGCUGAGCCGUAGCUGUAAUGAGAAACUGUUUUGACAGGAUCAUUUAAUUCUGUAAAAAGGAUAAGAUGGUAAAGAAGAUUCCCCAUUCAGUUUAGAGAUCAUCUUUAUUUCUCCAGUCUUAAUCUUCCCAGUAACUUGGUCUACGAUUUUUUUCUUGUCUGUGUCUUAUGUAAGAGUGUAACCUACAGAAUUUUGCAACUCUCCAACUAUCUUUGCUAAACAUGUUUGUUGAAACAAAGUCCUGAGGCAGUUUGAACUCUAGAUAAACGAAUUUGAUUUUGGUAGGGCAGAGGCAUUUAAAAAUCACAAAUACGUACAGAAUAGAAAAACAUUUAUGUCAACAGGAAAUACAUCAGCCAGACAGCUGAUACAUGUGAGGUGGCUGGCAUAAGGGAGAAUGGCAAAAGACUGUUUGCGUCUCCUAAUCCAAAGGGCUUGCUCCAAGGAAGUGUGUCAUUGCUAGGUUAACAGUUGGGUUUGAUGAUCUUAAAGGUCUUUUCCAACCUAAACGAUUCCAUGAUUCUGUGAUUCUCCUAGAGCCUGUGCACUAACACUAUGUUUCUAUAAUGGGAAUAGUCUUAAUGUGCUAAAGGCUGUGCGCCUGUUGGGAGAAGGAAGAAUUCCUGCCAUAAAUGAUUACAAAUCCAAGGUUAACUGUUAAAGUACUGCUUUGUUAUUCAUACCUACUGGAUGUUUUUUCCAGAUAGGUGAUCUGUUACUGUAUGGCCAGAAAUCAAUUGUUCUACUUUUGACUUCACUUCUCUAAGGGUAUGUGUAUUAUUCAGUAAUAACAUAGAAGAACAAGUGCAAAAGGAAGAUGUGCAAGAGAGUUGUCUGUGGUUUGAGUGGCAGAAUGAAGCUUGAGAGAGAUGAGUUUUAUGUCCUGUGGAAAUAUAAAUUUGCUGCAUGUGCAGCUCAAGUGAGCUGCUUAAUCUCUUUGCAUCUAAUUUCAGAAGGGUUGCUGGGAGCAUAGUUUAAUACUUGCGAGAUGGAUGUCCAAAGAGCCAGAUUUGUAAGAGAUACUUGACUAAGUAUCCAUCCCAAAUGAUUUCUACUAACUUAGGUGCUCAGGUGUAUUUGUGUGUGCUUCUCUGUGUGCCCACUGCUAAUUAAAGGACAUUUUUAAGGCAAUUCUCUGCAGCCAUGAAGAUUCUGUGCAGAUAUCUCUAAUUAAUUGAGUAGGGAAUUUUUCCUUUCCUCUUCCAAUCUCUGUAGAAGCAAACAAGGAUCCUAAAAUAACUGCAUUAAUCCAUUAGGAAAUUCUCCCAGUGUGUCUGGGACAGAACAGUUCUCACUGACCCACUACUAUUCUGAAUCCCCUCUACUUUACCAAGAAUACAUAUUCUGGUACUGUGUUUCACAUCAUCAGGGAUUUGGACCCAGAUGACCUCUGGAGGUCCCUUCCAACCGCAACUAUUCUGUGAUAGUCCUGUCCUAUCCAUUAUUUGUAGAUCUCCAUAAAGCUUGUUUUACUUUUUUAUGAGGUAUGUCCCAGAUUUCUUUUCUCUUUUCUUGGUCAUUCUUAGUUCUGUUACAUUGUUUGCCAUAGUGUGGUUGGUACCUGAGAACCUCAGUUGUGGGCCAGAGUGCUACCGCAUUAGUUGCUGUACAAAUGUAACGUGAUGCUGUAAUGCUUGUACAAAUGUAACAUUCCUCAUGCUGCAGAAGUUACCAUUCUAAAUGAGACGAGGAGAAUAAAAGAACGUGUUAAGGCAGUAUUAAUCAGCAUAGGUCAACAGAGGUAACAGGCCAGCGGUGUUUUGGGUAUUGAUAUGUUUUUGGGUAGGUGGUUUAGGUGUCAAGACAAAAGAGAGUUCAUGGAGAAGAGUUUUAGGGAAAAUAAUGAAGUAAUUUUGCAGAUAUUUCCAUGGAGUUUGUCUAAAGCAUGAGAAAAAGCAUGCAUGUUUGAAAUUAAUAUCUUCUUCGUCCAACUGAGUAUAGGAAUCAGCAUCUCAUCAGUAGGAGGAUAGGCCACAAAAUGCCUUUAAAAUGAGGACAGAAAGUUUGUAUUUGUUGUACUCUGAAAGUGGAAGGGAGCUAAAGGAUCUUGAGAAAAAAAUUAGAAGGCUCAGAACAAUGAUUUCAAGAGUGUCUUGAAACAACAUGCUGAAAAGUUAUGAAUGAUGCAAGACUGGGUUCGUCAAGGAAAAGAAUUCUGGAUACAGUGAGAAUCUGGGUGAAUGAACAGUCUCUUGUGGAGUUUAUACUAGAAGAUGUGGGGACCUCUAGAAUGUCAGGAUCUGUAAGAAGGCCGGGUUCAAGAGAUUGCUCGGACAGUAGGCCUGACUGACAGGCUGAAUGUGGCCUUAGUCAUGCCCUGUGACAGGACAAGAGGUGAUGCAGCAUCUGUUGGUGUUUUCUUUUUCUUUUAUUUUGCAGGCAGAGAAUAGAAUGCUGUAAACACCCACAGGGAAAUGUCACAGAAACAGGACCCAAACCAGAGAGGGAGAUACAAAAUAGAGCCUGAAAUAGCGAGUUAGCUAUUAGCCUGAAACAGGAGUCAGCUGACUGAAGGCAGUGAUGAAUAUACCAAAGUUGUUAAACUACAGCCUUGAGGACUCCCCACAUUUAGCAAAGAAGGACAGCUGUGAAGAUAAUUCAGUAAUGCUCUUCAAGCAGUAAUAGUAUCUUUUCCCAGACCGGUUUUAAGAUUCUUGUCAUGACUGAAAAUGGUGUUUAACAGGCAGAGUGAGCUAGCUGAAAUAUAGUCAGAAUCCUCUAAGACAAUAGUUGAUAAGAACAUGUUAACUACACUUAGUCACACUCAGUCUUGAACCUCAUCUGGCAGGGAUCAGCAUGAGCCUGAACCACAGGGUAGUUAUCAAAGAACUAGCUCCUAGGAGCCUCAAAUUAAUGACAGAGGCUUGAAGGGGACCUCCCAUACUCUGGGGAAGGAUGGAAGGGUAGAGGAAAGUAGCAGGAAGAAGAUGUGAAAGAAAGAAAUGGUUCUGCUGAGGGAGUAUUUAAUUUUCCAGUGUACAUCAGCAUUCUGUCUACAGAUUGUUGCAGCUUGCCUGAAGGAUUUCUGGAAGGACCACCUGCCAACCUACGAAUGGAAUCUUGCAAUUUUCAGCACAUUUUGUCCUGGCAGGCAGAAAGUGAUCCAACUGUGCCAACAUACUAUCGUGUGCUGUACACUGACCGCAGGAACUGGAAGACAGCUAAACAAUGUUCAGAUAUUACACAACUCUCCUGUAAUCUAACAGAUGAUUUUAAAGAGCAUUCCACUCAGUAUUCUGCAUUGGUUCAGAGCUUCAUAGGAACUGAAGUAUUCAAUUCUUCUGUACUUGAUUUUACGCCAUAUACUGACACAUUCCUGGGACCACCAGAAGUUACUAUCAGUUCCUGUCUAAACUGCAUAAAUGUCACCAUAAAGCUGCCAACCUCUCACUUCAGAGAAAAUGAAAAGCUGCUGUCUUUAAUUGAUAUAUAUGAAGAGCUUGAUUAUGAAAUAACCCUGAGAACCCUUGAUGGAGAGCAUAAGAGGCCACGUGAGAAAACCACUGAAGAAAUUUUUAAUACCGUCAUUGAAGAAUUGUAUCCAAAUAGAAAUUACUGUGUGUCUGUUAUGGUCACUGCAUCUAUGAACAAACAUUCCAUCCCAUCAGCCUGGAAAUGUAUGACUGCAGACUCUGAAGCUCAGCAAGAUUAUCACAUAGCUACAAUUACAGGUGCUAUAUGUUUUUCACUGGUGGUUGCUGCUGCCCUGAAGUGUAUGCAUGCAGGAGGUUAUAUUCUUCACAAAAAAUCACUUCCACAUAUCUUGGUAUUCAUCAGGACAUUAGCCUAUUCAGCUUGGACGCUUGAAUCGGAAGACGUAGCCUCUGUAGAGAUCAUUUACAAAGAUGUCAAAAAAAAGGCAAAUGAAUCCAGUGCUGGCGUCGAUGAUGAAGAUGACAGCGAUGACAGUGACAGUGAUGCCAUAAGUAAUCAUGACUAUACAAGGCGUGAUAUGAUCAGUGGAGUACCUCAUUCCUCUGACACUCCGAAUGUGUUCGUGCAGUAUUCUAUAAACAGUACGUGUGACGACAGCAGCAGCCAGGCAAGUGGAAAUCCAGACGCUGACCCAGAAGACUUUGAAGAGCACGAGGUGGAUGUUGAAGAAAACAAAGAUGCAAGUAGUGAGUUCCUUAACCCUUUUUCAGAUGUACAUUGUAACUAUGCUUCCAGUCAAAGGAACAGUGCUUGCUUUACCAUCAGCUUAAAAACGGUGCUGUUGGGAGCCUCUGAAGAGAGCGCGGACAAGUCUGCAGCUCUUCUUUCUUCCCAGGAAGAUGCAGUUGACUGGCAAUGUCCUCGUGCUUUUGAAUCAAAAAUCCUGGAUGACACAGAAAGUGUGCAGAAACCCCACAGUGGUAACGGCUCUCAUGAGUGGCAAAAUUCCUCUUGUUCAUCUGAUGAAAGUGACUCGUCAGAUUCAGAUAUGGACCAAAAAACUGAAUACGUAAGAAGAUGAAUAAAUGAGGACCGCUGUUGUUUUAUAACAUAUGACUUAAUAUUGUCCAACUUUAUUUCUGGACUCAACAUACAUACUUAUCUUGUCUUUUUGUUUUUAGCAUUCUGUGAGUAUAUGCCUGAAUGCUGGAAGUAUAUAAUACACAUUUUUAACCAAUAUUUCUCUCAUCUCUCCAGGUUUCGCUAGGUAUAGUUCAGGUUGGAUUAUCCGCAGAGAAAGAAAAGUGACUGUUCAGCUGCAGCAGGAAGAGCAGUUAUUUCAUUUUGCCGCUUGAUAAGUGAGUUGUGCUUUUUAGCUGUUAAGAAGAAAAUCUUUUCUGUAACUCAGCUGAGAAGUUCGUUUGUAGUACAGGAAGCUGUGAGUGGCUGGUCUCUCAACCAAGACCGUUUUUUAAUUUGAAAGGACUCUGCUGUUACUGUUUAGCUCCGUUGAUGGACUACUCUGAAACCUGUUCUGUGGGAUGGAUUGCUGUAUUCCAGUCAGUGAACAGACUUUCACAUUGGUGAAGAGGAAGCUGACCAACUGAAAUAAGGGGGGCAGAUCACAGGAGAGUUCUCAUUACUGUGAAUCGAGGCAUUAAGUACACCUUUUUAUAUUUUUUAUUGUAAUUUGUGCAAUUAUUGACUACUCCCCUUU
Egretta garzetta (little egret) is the source of this 5230-nucleotide messenger RNA. It is a transcript of the gene IFNAR2, whose product is annotated as interferon alpha and beta receptor subunit 2. Gene Ontology annotation, molecular function: interleukin-22 receptor activity; protein binding. The record is from RefSeq and is a predicted model, not a curated record. Bases 3191 to 4594 code for a protein of 467 amino acids. NCBI's taxonomy places the organism in Eukaryota, Metazoa, Chordata, Aves, Pelecaniformes, Ardeidae. The transcript has 9 exons.